UUAUCUCAUGUUUGUUGCUUCAUGGUUUAGAUAAACCAAGAAUACAAGGUUGUGUUGAGUUCGGAUGGCAGAGAGAAGCAGUGAUAUAGAUGUAGGGUUUGUUUUCGGCCUUGAAUGGCUUUCUCUUUCUAUCUUUAGGAAAGAAUGAAAGACUGUGAAAGAGACGACCUAGAGGCUUGAAAAGUUUGCUCUGUAAAAGCUUGAAAAGGAAAUUUGGGGAAUAUGAAGAAGAUGACUGCUUACCGCUGGAGGAGACAUGUAGUCAUGUACAAGCUGAAUUAGGACUCUUAAAAGUCUUAAUUGUAUUAACGUACAAAAAUGACCCCUUUAUUCUUCAUAUGUGCUAUUUUUAUCCCCUUUAUUUUCCAUUAUAUGCUACUUGUGACACAAAAUUGAAAGACACCUAAUUAUGCUAUUUAUAAAUGUUUCUUUCUUAUACAAUAUAGGGAUAAUUUUAAAAUUAAUUAUUAGCAUGUCAAUUUUUUGCUAAUUAAUUUAUAUUUUUAAUCGCACAAAAGCACGGACAUAUUUGGUGGUUGAACAUAAUAAAAUUGACCCCUUUGUACAACGGAUUAUUCUUGGAACAUAUUUUUUUCAUAUGCCUUUUAUAUCCGCACCCGUAUCCAUAACUGGAUAACCACCCCCGAAUCUUAAAAUUUAGAUUUUGCCGAAUCCGAUACUCGAAUCCGUACCCGUAUCGGAUACCCGCACCCGAGUCCGUGUAACUUAGGGCGCAACAAUACUUCAAAGCUAAACCCACAGAUAUUCUUCUAGCUAGUUUCCCAAAAUCAGGAACAACAUGGUUCAAGGCCCUUAUCUUUUCCCUCAUGAAUCGUGACCUGCUUGAUUUUUCCUUCCACCCUUUACUUACCUAGAGCCCUCAUGAUUGCAUUCCCUUCUUGGAAUUCAUCAUACAAGAUGAAACUCCCUACCAUGAUUUCGUGUUCGCUACAUUGCUUUUUCGCAGUCCACAUUCCUUUUGUGUAUGUAUUUCGCGAGACCAAGGAUGUUUUCGUUUCAAAUUGGUAUUAUUUUUAAAAAAUAAGACCCAAAGAACUACCUUCUUUUCCAAUCGAAGAUGCAUUUGAUCUGUUUUGCAAAGGCGUAUCACAUUUUGGACCCUUUUGGGAUCACAUCUUGGGUUAUUGGAAGGCAAGCUUGGAAAAUCGAGACAAAGUACUUUUCUUGACUUACGAGGACAUGAAGAAAGAUCCUAUUGUCUGCCUUACCAAAUUGGCCAAGUUUUUGGAUAAGCCAUUUUGCUUAGAAGAAGAGAGAGAAGGGAUUGUGCAGGAGAUUGUAAGGCUUUGUAGCUUUGAGAAUUUGAGCAGACCGGGGCGCAACAUUUCAGUCCAAAACUUCUUGUUGAGAACCGGCAUUUCUUGUGGAAAGGUCAAGUUGGAGAUUGGAGAAACCAUUUCCCGGUAGAGAUGGCCGAACAGCUGGAUGAAAUCGCUAGUCGGAAACUUUGUGAACUAGUUUGAUAGGAAGUUUGCUUGUCGAUAACAUACCCUGUAGCUCCAGUGCAUAUAUAAGUUAGUGACCUACUGUCUAUGUAUGGUAUUGAGGGAUGAAUGGUUAAUCAAAUAGUAUCAAAAUGACAUGACGAUUUGCUCCAGGUCAUACAGAUACAUACUUGUUUCACCAUUGUUCCUGAAAAUCUGAACUUUUUUCAUAUGCAAAUACAAUUCUCCUGCAGUUGGUGCGAUUCUCAAGUGAUUUUAUCCCGUUGAACUUCCAGUCCGGAAAGAAUGGCGUCACACAUUAAUAGCAGUAAAAACACUGAGAUUUUAGAAGUUGUUUCUCCACAUUUUAGAAGUUGUCAUGCAUUGAUGAGAUUUGAUGCAAUGAACCUUAGUUUUUUGGGCUAUUGUGCCGCUGUUGUGGUUCAUUACCUUUGCUAAUGAACUUGUUAUUUAUGCACAUCUAAGUAUUAAGCGUGCAAAUUAUAAGGCAAAAAUCAAAUCUUCAUCCCUUCUGGGGAAAAUGAACCAGAAACGAUUCUUUGGAGAUCUCAAUAGCAAGUUUGUCCGGUCAGUAAAUGCUCACUUUGCGCAAGACUGGCAUGAGGAAAAGGUUAAUUAGGACUAAUCAAUUUCCUCUCAUCAAAAGAUGAGUGCAAUUCAAAAAAGGAAAAAGAUCUUUAAAGGCUGGAUAGGAAACUAUCUCCAUUGAAAUAUAAAAGAGUAGAAAAAAGAGGAUACUGCUAACAAAUUUGUGUAAAAUGUCUACAAUCUUUGGUAAAUCAAAGUUCAAAUAUUUUGAGUGCUAUUGUGGUAAAGUGCAUCUGGCCACGUGCUCAAGUCAUCUUGAAUUAAGUAAAGUUUCCUCAGAUCACAAGUAAUAACAACUAUGUUUUGCUUGUUAAACUUAAAUAAAAGUUAAAGUUGCCAGUUUCAAAAAAAAAAAAAAAAAAAAAAAAGUUAUUUAAUCUUCCUAGAAAGUUUACUUUGUCAUUCCAUCCUUGUGGUCAUUCUAGCUAUUUGAAAGAUUGAAUUAGCCUAUAAUUCAUCAGACUUCAGCUUCCAUGUCCCUUUCCCACCGUUCACCUCAUCAAAUUGAUGAUGAAUACAAGAAAACAGAUCAAAAUGAAAGUGAUAUGCUGAAAAACCUUCAUAGAGAAAAAGGUUGGACCACUGAAUAUGUAUACCAGUACCAGUCAGUUUGGUUAACCCCAACAUUUGUUAGAGGAGUUACGUUAGUGCAGCAAUACUUCAAUGCCUAAUCCACUGAUAUUCUUCUAGCUACACUCCAAAAUCAGGAACAACAUGGUUCAAGGCCCUUAUUUUCUCUAUCAUGAAUCGUACUCGAUUCGAUUCUUCUUCUCACCCUUUGCUUACCAAGGGCCCCCAUGAUUGUACCCCUUUCCUGGAGUACAUCAUACAAGAUGAAAGAUCCUACCAAGAUUAUCAGUUUUCAUGUUUGCCACGUCCCCUUUUCGCGACCCACAUUCCUUGCUCUUUGUUACCAGCAUCUGUGAUGUCUUCUGGUUGCAAGAUUGUUUAUGUCUUUCGCGAAACCAAAGAUGUUUUUGUUUCAAAUUGGCAUUAUAUGACAAAAUUGAGACUCAAAGAACUACCUUCUUUUCCAAUCAAAGAUGCAUUUGAUCUGUUCUGCAAAGGGGUAUCACAUUUUGGACCCUUCUGGGAUCAUGUAUUGGGUUAUUGGAAGGCAAGUUUGGAAAAUCCAGAAAAUGUCAUUUUCUUGACAUAUGAGGACAUGAAGAAAGAUCCAGUUGUCUGUGUUAUGAAAUUGGCCAAGUUCUUGGGGAAGCCUUUUUCCUUGGAAGAAGAGAGAGAAGGGGUUGCACAGGAGAUUAUAAGGCUUUGUAGUUUUCAGAAUUUAAGCAGCUUGGAAGUGAAUCAGAGUGGAUUGCAACAUUUCAGUCCACAUUUUUCUGUUGAGAACAGGCAUUUCUGGAGGAAAGGUCAAGUUGGAGAUUGGAAAAACUAUAUGACACUAGAGAUGGCUCAACAAUUGGAUGAAAUCACUAGGCAGAAACUUGCUGGGACUAGUUUGAUAGAAACGUUACACGUCGAUACAAUAACUUGAGGAUAAAGCAUCAGUUAAUCCAGGGAGGAGCUAGCAUGGGAAGGAGUUCGGUAGAACCCCGUCCUAUGGUUCAAACCCUAUAUAUAUAUAUAUAUAUAUAUAUAUAUAUAUAUAUUUGUUGAGAAAUUCACGCAGAACCCAUAAACUUCAAUACUGGAAUUGCCUUAGUAUUAAUUAAUCAGUACCAAAAUGACAUUUUUAUUUACUCAAGAGUGAUAUUGA
Molecule: messenger RNA, 3774 nt
Organism: Lycium barbarum (goji berry)
Lineage: Eukaryota; Viridiplantae; Streptophyta; Magnoliopsida; Solanales; Solanaceae
Product: flavonol 3-sulfotransferase-like
Exons: 1
Coding region: 2797-3552 (251 amino acids)
Biological process (GO): sulfation
Cellular component (GO): cytoplasm
Molecular function (GO): sulfotransferase activity
Source: RefSeq, a predicted model, not a curated record